Molecule: messenger RNA, 2119 nt
Organism: Jaminaea rosea
Lineage: Eukaryota; Fungi; Basidiomycota; Exobasidiomycetes; Microstromatales
Product: P-loop containing nucleoside triphosphate hydrolase protein
Exons: 1
Coding region: 31-2061 (676 amino acids)
Biological process (GO): regulation of DNA repair; DNA repair; DNA-templated DNA replication
Cellular component (GO): nucleus
Molecular function (GO): ATP binding; single-stranded DNA helicase activity; DNA binding
Source: RefSeq, a predicted model, not a curated record
ACUCAACGCCAACGCCAUGCCCGCGUCAUGAUGUUCAACAACGCCGCCGCCGCCAAGGGAAGUGGCUCACGGCCUGGCUCGUCUUCAAAGUCCCAAACGCCCAUGCAGCAGCGAUCCCACCAUCCCAACGAGAGCGUCCCUUGCCCCUCAUGCGAGCAGCCGGUGCGCAUCGCGCUGCUCAACUCGCAUCUGGAUCGAUGCCUGUCCGGUGGUCAGGAGAAGGCGAGCUCAGCGAAGACAGAGGGGGAGGGAACGGGCAAUGCAGCGUCUGUCGCUUCUCCCAGCCGUGGUGUCUUCGGAGCCAUGAUGGGAUCGAGGAAGCGCAAGGCUGGCGAGGAUGAGGCGGACGAGGGCAACGCGCUGCCCAGCCAUCAUGAAGCGGCCGUCGUCUUGCCUUCCAAAUCGACGCCUGUCGAAGCAACUCAGCCAGCUACAGCGGCACCUACACAUGCUACCGCCGUCGCUGCCUCCUCCUCGCGCACUCGCCUGGACUCCGCCGCCCCUCUCGCCGAGCGUCUUCGACCGCGAUCACUGAGCGAAUACGUAGGACAGGACCACAUCGUCCGCAAGGGGCCGCUGGCCGCCCUUCUCAAGCAGGGAAAGGUACCCAGCAUGGUCCUAUGGGGUCCGCCGGGGACUGGAAAGACUACACUGGCCCGACUGGUAGUGAAGGAGGCGAAUGAGAAUUGGGAGAGGAAUCGCGCGCGUAAUUCUGCGAGCUCCAAUGGGGCAACGAUGCCGCCUUAUCGCUUCGUGGAGGUAUCGGCCACCUCGACCGCCACUGGGGAUCUGAAGAGGCACUUUGACGAGUCCCUCUCCCGACUGAAACUCACAGGUCAGGUCACCGUCCUUUUCUGUGACGAGGUGCAGAGAUUCAACAAGGCGGUGCAAGACCUCUUCCUACCCGUUGUUGAGCGCGGAACGUUGGUGCUCGUCGGGGCUACUACCGAGAAUCCUUCUUUUCGCUUACAAGGCGCCCUGCUCAGUCGAAUGAGGGUAUUCGUACUGGACAGGCUGAGCACAGAGAGCUGCUUCAAGAUCCUGCAAGCAGCACGCGAUCGAGUGGCGAGCAUGGACGAGGACGAGACUACGACGCACCCACCUCAUGUACCCGAUACUCUCCUCACAUACCUAUCCCACUCCUGCGACGGUGAUGCCCGCUCCGCUUUGGGCGCUUUUGAGGUGGCUCUAGCCUGCUACGAUGGCGAAGUCGACGAGGAAACGAACUUGGACAACCUCCGCUCAGCCCUUAAACGGCAAGCACUCUUGUACGACCGAGCCGGGGAUCAGCACUACGAUCUCAUAUCUGCGCUGCACAAAUCCAUUCGUGGGAGCGACUCUGACGCGGCCAUGUACUGGCUGGCGCGGAUGGUCAAGGGAGGGGAAGACCCGCUCUUCAUCGCGCGCAGGCUGAUCAUCGCUGCAGCAGAGGAUUGUAGCGAUACGCCUGCUGCCAGCCAGCUAGCGGUCGCAACGUAUCAGAGCUGCCAGCUCGUUGGACUGCCAGAGUGCGCCGAGUGCAUGGCGCAAUGCGUCGUCUACCUCGCCGAGUGUCCAAAGAGUACGAGAGCGUACAAGGCUUGGCAGAGGGCUGCUGCCUUGGUUGAAGCGGAGCGUAGUCACGAGGUCCCGUAUCACAUUCGAAAUGCUCCGACGAGACUGAUGAAGGAGAUUGGGUAUGGGCAGGAAUAUCGCUACGAGCCCAGAUUCGCGCAUCCUGUCUUUCAGGAGUAUCUUCCCAGCCCGCUGGCGGGGAUGAGGGAGAGGGGGGAGUGGAAGCGAUUGGUGAGCCCGCCGCCGCCGCAAAGGGCUGAGGUGGAGGAAGCUGGAGAUGGCGGAGAUGGCGAAGAGGCGACGCCAUCGAAUGGUGCCAAGCUUGCCUCGGCGUCUGGUAUCGGACCAGGGUCGUGUCAGCGCAUCUUUGAGAUGGGAUCGCGAGUCGUCGAUGUGGACCUGCUAGAGGAGUGGGAGGAGAAGCGCAAUCAAGGGCGAGCUUGGGGAGGUAGAGGGGCGUUGGGACUGCCAGUUGCGCGUGUGUCGAAGAAGGAGGAGGAGGAGUGAUGAAUGCUAGAGCAGGCUUGAUCUUGAUACCCCAUGCAAAUGCAAUGAAUUGGCGAUG